This is a messenger RNA of Haliotis rufescens (red abalone), 9690 nucleotides long. Its product is annotated as leucine-rich repeat serine/threonine-protein kinase 1-like. The transcript has 33 exons. The record is from RefSeq and is a predicted model, not a curated record. Gene Ontology annotation, biological process: protein phosphorylation. Gene Ontology annotation, molecular function: protein kinase activity; ATP binding; protein binding. Bases 107 to 7801 code for a protein of 2564 amino acids. NCBI's taxonomy places the organism in Eukaryota, Metazoa, Mollusca, Gastropoda, Lepetellida, Haliotidae.
CUAAAAAUAAAACAAGGGGAUUCCGAUGCCUCUGUGAGAAGGCAUGAACACGGAAGUAAACGAAGGGGCCACGGUUGGAAUAGACACAUAGCACCUGUUGCCAGCCAUGAACCAGGACACCAGCUCUGGGGCCAUGCCGGACGACGGGUGGCCAGGCCAGUUGCUUCACCAGGCGGCACUGUUUGACAAUGUUGGUUUGUUGAGAUCGUUGUUAGAGGGUGAUGAGCUCAGCAACAUCGAUGUCUGUGACCGCAUGGGCCGCAGCGUUGUCUACACUUCCGUCAGCAACAACAGCCUCAAGUGCCUCAAACUCCUGCUGUCAAAUGGAGCCAACCCCAACAUAGCUGCUGGUGAGAGGUACAACAGAAUGUCCCCACUGCACAGUGCCAUCUGUGACAACAAGGAAGAUGCAGUUCGGAUUUUACUGAUAAAUAAUGCUGACCUUGAACUUGUGGACAUGUCUGGAUUGACCCCCGUGGAAGUGGCCAGGAGCGUAAAUAACCGAAUCCUCAUCUCCCUCAUCGAGGCUGAAGUUGAACGCCGGAAGAUUAGAAUGUACAAGAUCUUCAAAACCUUCUCAGAGUUGUGUGCUAAUGGGGAGACAGAGAAGGUCCGCGAUCUGCUGUCCAACAACUGGACAGACCUGCGCAGGAUCCUCGGCUGUGUCCCUAAAGGUGGAUUCCCAGCCCUUUCCAGUGCUGUGAAGUCUGGCAGCUUUGAUUUGGUUGAGCUUUUGCUGGAGCUUGGAGCGAAGCCCAUUCCCCACACAGAGAAUGGACUCACCCCGCUCCAUCUGGCUUGUGAGACAGGGACAGUAGAGGUUGUCUCCAUUCUUAUGAAGAAGUUCACCGACCUCUGUAUCAUGCGAACCGUGGACCACCAGCUGCCAUUCCACCGGGCUGCGGCCUGUGGACGCACAGACAUCCUGCAAUAUCUCCUGGCGUUCCCGUACUCUGAUAACUUUCUCCACUCGUACGUUGACAAGCGCUCUGGCCGCUACUACUACUCCAGCAUCGACGUUAACCCCAUCGACUCCACCGGCAUGACGCCGCUGCACCUGGCUACAGAGACGGGAUCUCUGGAGGCGGUGAAGCUUCUCCUGGACCAUACGGCCAAGCUGGAAGAUGACGAUGAGCCUCUUGAGUCUGCUGCUCAGACGGUCUAUGCCCGGAUGACCAGCACGACCUCGGAAGGUCACUCUCUAGACAAGGAGGUAGACCCAUACAGGAUCCACCCAGUUGACAGGGACAUCAAGUCAAACGAAGGCCUGACGGCACUGCAUUACUCUAUAAAGAACCACCACCCAGACAUCGCACAGGUGCUGGUGAAGGGAGGGACAGAUCUGAGCACUAUGGUAAUGGUGGAUGAGUCUCCGUUGUCGUACCUAGCGUACACAUUAGUGCGAGGGGAUCCUGAGGUGUUUGAGCUGCUGCUGAGACAUGGAGCAGAAGACAUGGACAACAUCUCCAUGAAGCGAGCGCAGGAGACGAACAACAAGGAGAUCAUCCAGUUGCUGCUGCAGCACAAGACAUCUAAGGAUCACAUCCACACCAUUAACAGGACUGAAAUGAAACUGGCAUAUGCCGAGGCCCAUAGCAGCCUUAAGAGUUACCCUGACCGGACAAGUCUGCCUGAUGAGUACAGGAGAGUGUUUCCAUCCUGCCCUGUGUCAGUGAACUGGCACAGGCAACAGCUGGAUAGCAUAGACAAGCAGUGCCUCAUCAGAGCAAGUUUCGUACACAACUUAGCAAUGAGACCGAUCGAUAAUAAUUUAACAGCGCUCUAUGCAAUAACAAAGAUUGAUAUUUCACAUAACUAUUUCACAGAGCUACCCAAAAUCAUGUUUGAGUUGCCUUCUCUCCAAGUAUUGAAUGCUGCUGAAAAUCGGAUCAAAAGGUUCCCACUGGAAAAGGACUUGGAGCGAGCGGUGGAGUGUCUCCAGAUCGAGGAGCUCCACCUACAGGUCAACAGUCUGGAGAUGCUACCCAACUAUCUGUUCCGUCUGCCAGCCCUCAAGUACUUCAACGUGUCCAGGAACUGUCUGAAGAGAGUUCCGAUUGACAUGUGGACAGCUCCCACUCUCAACCACUUCAACCUGGCUCAGAAUGACCUGACUCAACUCCCCCACUGGGAGAUUGGUGAGCCCAAUCUGAGCAGACGGUCAACUAUUGCUUCUUUAGCAUCAUCGUCAAAUUCAGACCAUGGAGAUUUUGAGAAUGACAGUGGAUGUGGUUUCUUAAAUGAGGGCCCGUAUCAGGAGCCACAUGAAAACACUGUCCACCAUUAUGAUUGGUGGAGGCAGAGACUAACAGUCAGUGAUCUCGAUAGGCAUAAAAUGAAUGAUAAUCAGACAGGUAUUCGCCACUUAAAUAUCGCAGGAAAUAAGUUCAUUGAGGUGCCUCCAUGUCUGGCGUGUUGUGCCCCUUACCUGGAGGUUCUCAACAUGACAGACAAUCGGCUGGACACUGUCGGACCUUUAGGUCAUUUGCCCCAAAGUCUCAUUGAACUGAAUCUGUGCCGAACUGGACUUGAAUCACUGUUUCCAUGGAUACAGAAUGCUCUUCAAGACCAGCAUUGUUUCGGAUUAAGCAAAAGCGCUAGCUCCCCGACGCAGUUCCGAAUGUCCCCUCGAAGUCACUCCCCCUCGAUCUCCUCCGUCAGUAGCUUCUCCCCGCUCCAGGCCGCCGCCGCCAUCAACUGUCCCCACUGUUGUCACGUGCAGCUCCCUCUCCUGGAGAAACUCAACCUGUCUCACAACAAACUGCGAGGCGUUGUCCUCACAAAGAUGGCGCGGACCAUAUCUGCCACGAGCAUGGAUGUCACAGCAGCCAACUUCAGCAUGGAGUCGGACGAGAUCCAGAGCCGCUUGCUGUUCCCCAACAUGAGCGAGUUGGACGUCAGUUACAACAACCUGACUUGUCUUCCUCCAGACAUUGGAGAACUCACAAACCUCAAAGUUCUCUCCCUUAGUCGCAAUCCACUCAAAGAGCUGCCACCAAAGUUAGGUCUGCUGAAGAAGUUGUGGAAGCUGGAGCUGGAGUUGUGUCCCCUGGAUGGGGUGAUCCAGGACAUGAUCAAGUCCUCCCGCUACCCCACCAAGGACAUCCUCGGCUUCCUCCUCUCCGUCCUGGAAGAGUCCACGGAGUACAACUGCAUGAACCUGAUGAUCGUCGGCUCCCAUGAGAUCGGGAAGACGUCACUGCUACAGCGCAUCAACAAGGAGGGCAAGAUGCCCAGCUUAGCCACACACUGGAAGGAUCGGGUGAGCAAUACGCAGGAAGUGCCACGUCCUCGAGGUCAGACCUUGUCCACAGUCGGCAUAGACAUCAGCCAAUUGGUCAUUGACCGGAGGUCAAAAGGUGCAGUGCAUUUUCGUACCUGGGAUUUUGGUGGCCAGCGCGAGUACUACGCCACCCACCAGUACUUCCUGUCCCCGAGAUCUCUGUACCUCGUCCUGUGGAACCUCACACACGGACCUAAAGGUGUGGAGAGUUUGCUACAGUGGCUCGUUAAUAUCCAGGCACGUGCCCCUGGAGCCCCGGUGAUCAUCAUUGGCACCCACCUGGACAAGUUAGAGGACCGUGCCACCAGGCGGAGCUACCCGGAGGACUUCGAGGAAGCCAUGAUGGGGCUGGUGCACAAGAACUUCAUCCUUGUCAAGGAGCCAGAGAAGUGCGGGCUUCCCAACAUCCUAGACGCCAUCAAUGUCAGCUGCAAGUCGGGCAAGCAUGUGUCCAAGCUUGUGGACAUGAUCUACGACCAUGCCUUCGACCUCAAACAUCCCCGUUCUCGCACCCAGAAGCUGCUGAAGCAGAAGAUCCCCAAGAAGUACCUGCUGCUGCAGAACGUGGUGAUGGAGCUGGCACAGGAGCGUGUCCAUGACAACAAGGAGCCCGUCCUGUCCAAGUCCAAGUACAUGCUGUGUGUGUCCAACAAGAUGAUGGAGACUGGCACGACCUUCAGGGAUGUGGAGGAGCUGGAACAGGCAACCAGAUUCCUGCAUGAGAACGGCGUUCUGUUCCACUACGAGGACCUCUCUCUGAAGGAUCUCUACUUCCUUGAUCCUCAAUGGCUCUGUGACCAGCUGGCAAAGGUUGUCACCAUCAAGGAGAUUAACCGAUUUGCAUCCAGAGGCAUCAUGAAGAUCAAGAAUCUAGAGCUGUUGUUCAAGAACUCCCUACAGCCAAUGGACAUCCAGAGAGACAUCACAAGCUUGCUGAACAAGUUUGAAGUGGCUCUCCAGUUCGAUGAUGAGACCCUUCUGUUGCCGUCCCUGCUGCCGACAGAAGAAGACCUGCAAGUCAGUGUGGAGAAGAAGUGUGACGUCCGGAUUCCUCUGAGGAGACCUCAGGAUGAAAACACUCAGGUCAAGAGAAGGUCAAGGCCCCUCACAACUGACGUGGUGUAUGUGAGACCAGAUAGUGUGAAGACACUCACUGUGGGAAAAUCUACCUUUUAUUCUGGUCCCCAGCAGUUUGACGAGUCGUCGAGUCGCCCUGACUCACGUGAUCUUUUGCUCCUUGGAGUCAAGGCCACAAGUAACCCCAUCUUUUCCUUCUGUCGUCUUUAUUUCAUGACCUACUUCCCGAGCGGGUUCUGGCCGAGACUCAUCACACGGGUACUCGCGGACUCCUCGUUGUACCACUUUGCCAUGAGUCUGUUCAAGCUCCCGGAGGAGUUGAUGCAGCGCAGCCCAGGAAUGAAGACCCUGUUCGACACAGAGCCAGAGUGGCGAUGUUGGCAGACAGGUCUAAUCCUCAACCACCUGGGAUUUGAGAUGCUCCGGAUCCGUGAGGUCCUCUCUGACUCCACAAUGGGCUUCUGUGACUAUAUGCAAUGUAGGCUCAAGUGCAAUGUGGAGUCAGAGUGGGCCUUUCUUGAUGUGAUGAACAGCAAGAUUCUGGAGAUUUCCUUACCAACAGACAGCCUUACCUUCCAUCUCACUAACAAGGCCGGGCCCCAGAUACAGACUCUUGACCCCACGAACAGGACCACUCUAUUCAGGGAUGACUCUGCAGCAGCCAAGCUCCUGGGCAAGCUCAUUGAGCACAUUGACAACCUCCUCCAGGACUGGUACCCCGAGAUCGGUGAGGUGAGGUUCACCCAGAACUGUGAGGGGCGGUACCUCAUCACUCGGAUAGUGCUCUGUCCCCAGUGCCUCUACUCAGAAGUUCAAAGGCAGCGUAAAAUGCAUUCUGAGCUGGACAGUGAUGCAUGGUUCUGGAUGAACCCUGAGGUGCCAAACCAGUGUUCGUCCAUUUUCAUCAGCCAGGGGGAGCCAUCGGUGGCGGAAGAGGACGCAGAGAAUGAGGAUGAGGACGGGGAGGAGUCGGCGUCACAUGGUGGUGGACAAGCAGAAGACAGGUCAAGACUUCAAACAGGACAGGCAAUCAUAUUUGACCGAGCACAACGGCGCCAGGAGACGGAAGCCAUUAUCUACAGCCACCUGGUGGAGCGUUGCAUGCUGGACAUGAUGGAGGGUGUGAACAUCUGCUGCCCCGUCCACGCCAGCGUGUCCCCCGCCCACCUACUCGGCGACCAAGGACAGAGCUACACCUUCUUCGUCGCACCGGACUUGGCUUUCCGCGAUGUAGACAGGGAACUCCUGAUCACAGAGACGGAUAGACUGGACAUCGGACGGGAACUUGGCAAAGGCACCUUUGGGAAGGUAUUUGCUGGGAACCUGUUCAGGAAGGGAGAGGAGCCCGUCAUACCAGUGGCAGUGAAGGUUCUGUUCAGUGGGACUCGAGAGGAAGCCAAACAGAAGCGGCAGAGUAUCGAGAGUCGGAUGGACCGGGCCUGCCAGGCGUACCUCACGGCCAGACAGGAGAUAUCAAUCCUUGAGAGUAUCUCACACCCAAACAUCGUCCCCAUGCUGGGCCUAGCCACCCGGCCAUUGUCCCUCAUCCUUAGUCUGGCUCCCCAUGGCUCCCUCGACUCGUCUCUCAAGAUGCUGGACGAGACGGGACGCAGACUUCCCCUGUUUGUUAUCAGGCAGAUCAUAGUGCAGGUGGCUCAAGCUCUGGCUUACCUCCAUGACCGCAACAUCAUCUACCGUGACCUCAAGUCGGAGAACAUUCUGGUGUGGUCACUGCCGCUGUCACCAGAGGCCAGCACUGCAGCACCCGUUGAUGUGAAGUUGGCAGACUACGGGAUCAGUCGCAGCGUCAUGCCCACAGGUGCUAAAGGCUUUGGAGGAACACCACCCUUCAUAGCGCCGGAAAUACUGCAGCAUGCUGGGAAGGAUACCUACACAGAGAAGGUGGACAUUUUCUCGUUUGGGAUGUGUAUGUACGAGCUGAUCACAUGUCGCCAGCCGUUCUGCGACGUGAACAACCCAAGCACGCUGGUGUGUCAGGGUAGUCGGCCCACCAUCACAUCACAGGAAGUGAACCUGUACCCGACCUGUAUCCUUGACCUUAUGUCUGUGAGCUGGUCUCAAGACCCCGAGGAACGUCCCUCCGCAGCAAGUAUUGUGACCAUCGCCCGCUCUCCCCUGUUCUGCCACCUCCGUGACGUUGUCUCUCUUGGCCAGGAGACCAAGAUCCUAUGUGGGUGCUCGGUACCUGCCAGGGAGGCCCACGACUUCACCCUGAGUGCCUCAUCUCCUGGCUCCCCUGGCAUCGACCCCGAGCUGCUGUCAGAUUGCUCACAGUCGGAGCCCGAGACACGUGCUCAGAUCUGGCUCAGUGUGUGUCUCGGCCCGCGAUACUACAUUGACAUCCUGUCAUAUGACCGCUGGAGCCAUUGUGUUGAUAGCAAGACUAUCCAACUGCCAGGAGCAGAAGUGACGGCCAUGUCUGUCAUCAACAGCUACGUGUGGUGUGUGGAUGCAAUUGGGAAAGUCAUGGUGUUCAGCUCGGAGAGUCAGCAGCUUGUUCACUCCUUCAAGCUGCCAGUGAUGAUGGUUCCCCAGGUGCAUGGCCUCUACUACGUCCCCACUGAACCGGCCAUCAUUGUCACGCUGAAGAAUGGCAACAUAUUUGUGAGGAGCCAGCCCCAGCCUGGCCCACUGUCUGAUUCCCACAUGGACCUGUACCAGACAGCCAAGAGCUACAGUUCCUGCUGCAUCAAGAUGAGGGACAGGUACGAGAUAUGGCUGGGUCAGGACGGCGGCAAGGUCGACGUGUGGGAUGUACAUGAACACCGGGUCUUGGAGACGCUGAGUCACCCGGAACCCAUGGCCACCAACAAGUGCUGCAAGUUCCUGGUGGCGGCCAAGAUCCCAGGGUCUGAGGACACACUUGUGUGGUCGUAUGUCUACCCGGGUGUGCUGGUGUAUCGCUGGGACGUGAAGACGCGGGCGGUUGUCGAGACACUGGACUGUUCCAGGGUAGCGCCAUCUACUGAGUCCCCCAACAGGAGCUCAGGCCAGAAUUCUUCCAACAAGUAUCAGGUGACCGCCAUGAAUGUCCUCGGGAGCUAUCUGUACCUGGGUACAACAUGGGGCAAUGUCAUCGUUGCCGACUCCGCCACGCUCAAACCCCUCAGUAUGUUCAAGUGCCACUGUGCGAAGGAGUUUUAUAUCAGAAGCAUCUUUCCCUUACUGUCUGAAGAAGGAGCUGUUCAGUCAGAUGACUCUUUCUGUAGUCCCGGCAUUGUCACUCUUGGAAGAGGAUAUAUCGAUAUCAUCAAAGAAUCAAAAGCACCAUCUCCUAAAUCUCUUGCGGAGAGCGAUCCCCCUGACCUUGAGAGUAGACCUAGAACUACGACCUUGACGCAGGACUUGAUGUCGCGAGACCCAACCCUCCACCACAACUUUGUUCUGUCAUGGUGGGCCCGGGGUUGGGAGCUGUUCUGAAGACAAGGGAGCUUACUCUUGGCAGUCUUUGACCUAGAGGUGUUAGUGGGACAAGACAGGAGCAUCAGGGUGUAAACAGUGAAUGACGGCAUGUUACUGUCCCCCCAAGACUGUGCAAUGGACACACAAAUCUACACUGUUUUCUGUGUCGUUUGAAUGAAACGGUGCCAGGUCUCGUCUAAAUGACCUACUUACACAUUCUUCUACAAUUUGAUGGAAUAACAAUUCUCAAGAUCAAAUGUCAUCACACAAAAUUGCUGACUCAGUUAAUUCUCAUGAUCAAAGGUUGACACACAAGAUCAAUGGUUGACACACAAGAUCAAUGGUUGACCACAUGGAAGGGAUUUUACCAGCAUAGAACCCAUGUUAAUCCACGCUUAAUAAUUAUGUAGAAGACCUGAGAUGUUUUCCAUACCAGGGCCCUGUCUUAAAUGUGAUCUGAGAGCUUCCCAGUCCAUACCCCUAUACUUACCAGUGCAUGGACUUGUCUUUGGGACCUGGACAAUGAGUUUUACAUGAAAGUUCUUUAUGAACUAUAAAGCUAUUUAUACAUGAUCUAUUAAUUUACCUCUACCCGUGCAAUAAGUGUUGUUAUUUCAUAAUGGAACUGUUACAUCACUGUUAUUCCGUAUAUUGUACACAUGUAUAUGUAUGUAUACUAGCAGCCCUAGACUACAGGCUACCUUCAACUUACUGUUUAGUUACUGCAUCAUUUUAUUUAUAUCAUUUUGACAUGCAUUUAACGCAAAUUGUUUGUAUAUGAUCAGUUGAAGUGCUACAGUUUUGUUUAUUUAUUGCUGAUUUUGCUUCCAGUGUACAGAAACUAUCAACAGAUUCACUCCUAAUUUAAAAUAUUGGCCUUAUUAAAUAUUUUAAAGUGUUCAUUUGCAGAAGUGAUUUAUGUACAUAAUUCUGAGUUAUUUAAUGUGUUAAGUAACCGCUUGUUGAUUAUUCAUUCCAUACAUCUUGUGGUGCAGCUAUUCCAUGUAAUAUUGGUACAAAGACAUUGUGUACAUUCUCUGUGUUAGUGUUCAAGUUCAUGCUAAUGUUGUAACUGUGGACUCUUGUGAACAAUUAUUAUGUACAUCCUAAGCCUUCUUAGGCCUAGACUUUUUUUGUUUGGUUUAUGGAUUUAUUUCCUCAAAAUGUUAAAUAGGUAGGAGUAGGAAUUUGUCAUAAUUUGUAGUGUUUUGAAUUUUUUAACAUAAAUUUUCAACAGGUUUUAAUUUUAGUAUUUUAAAUAAUUUACUUAUAUUGAUAGCAACAGUAAAUGAGUUUUGAAAAAAAUCUUUUUAAUUAUUUCUUGUCAGCGGAGAAAAAACCACUGCUUUUCAUUUAUUUUUUUCACAUUUCAACUUUUGGGAGUUGGCCAAUUUGUAAACCAAAUACAUGUACAUAAAAGUCUGACCUUGAAAGUCAGUACAUAUACAUGUUACUGUAAAAAUACUGAACAUCGCGCAUGUAAUUGCCAUUUAUUUUUCCCAAAUAAACGAUUGACCCAAACAACUUCAUACCCCAAAAAUAUAUAAAAUACCAAUAAUUAAUUUUGUUCAACUGACCCAAGCUGUUCGGUUAAAAUCCAUGAAACAUUAAAUAAGAAAAAGUGUGGCCUAAUGCAGCUGUUUAAGUUAUAAUUGACAUUUUUUCGAAUCAGUGUAAAGAUCUGUGGUUGACUACGAAAGUAUCAACGUGAAAGCAGAAGCGGAAUAGGAUUUCUACAAGUACCAAUAAUCUGUGUGGGAGCACAGACCAUGUGUAAAUAGUUUAACAAACAUUGUGAAAAUUAUCAUGUGAAGGAAGGAGUCCCGCAAUGUCAGCGGACUCAAUAGUUUCUCACAUUGUAUACACCAAAUGCUUUGAGAAUUAAACACUGUCUGGUUGACCCUCAA